AACGAGGAUGAACAAAACCUGUCGUCGAAUGUCCAACUUGUUGAUUACUUUCUGUGUUCUUCCAAAUUUCUAACAGACUUUCUUGAUCACUUCGAAAGCACCUGGCAAAUGGGUCAAUCUGGUCGACUCGGCUACGUAAACAGUAUCGCAGACCUCUUAGAUGUCCGUCGACUCCAUGCACCUUCAGGGCCCGUAUUUCAAAAUUUUUCCAUUCCCGAAGUAUACAUAAAACGUGCAAGGCAAUGCUUAGCAAAGCAGAUGCGUUCUCACUGGACGGCAGACUUAGAUAUUGCAAGCCUCGAAUCGAGAAGAAAUUGGGCUACGCUUGUUGAACUUCA
Messenger RNA from Paramuricea clavata, 338 nucleotides. NCBI's taxonomy places the organism in Eukaryota, Metazoa, Cnidaria, Anthozoa, Malacalcyonacea, Plexauridae. The record is from the annotation of a GenBank genome assembly.